CAGCCUUACAAUUAUGAAGAUUGUAACAGACUUUCAUAUUCCUUUUUCUUCAUAUUCAGGGAAUCUUCAGUUAGGCCCUCCAGCUACCACAGGUAUCCCUGCUGCAGGCAUGUGGGGAGCCCCAGUCGCUGCCCCUUCCAUGUUCCCCAUGCCAGGAGUGACUGCUCCAGGCCCAAUGCCCACCUACCCACAGCCCUCUGCCUUUGGUGGCCUCCCCAUACCACCCACAGCCUGGGGCCAGCCUGUGACACCUCAAUUCGGUGCCGCACCCUUAUCCCCACCCCACCUCAACUGGAGCCAACCUGUAGGAGCGGUUCCACUGGCAUCUCCAGGCUGGGGUCAGCCCAACAUGACCAAUCCGUUCCAGUCUGGCCCGUCGCGCCCCCCUCCCAGGCCACCGGCCCCUCCAAAGGUAGAGAACAGUGCCUUCACAGCGUUGGAUCCCCUUGGAGAUAAAGAAAAGAAGAUUGGAAAGGACAUGUUCAAGGACUUCCAGCUCGCCAAACCGCCCGCCAUCCCAGCCAGGAAAGGGGAGCUGGCGCCCAACUCUGCUCCCAGCAGCAACGAAGCUGGGGCGUUCGAUCAGUAUUUUAACAGCAAAGUGGGCCUGCCGCAGGAUACCGCAGAUCACGAUGACUUUGUUAUCAAUCAAAUUACAGCAGCUCCUGCUCCUGCUCCUGCUCCAGCUGCAGCCCCAGCUCCGAGCUUUAACCCCGGCCUCCUUGAUGCCGCCUUCUCUUCUGCUCCUGUCGCAAACAAUUCAGCACCAGCCCAGGGACCCAAUCAGGACAUGUUUGAUCAAGCAUUUGGGGCCCCUGUAGCCAUGCAGACUGCUGCUGUUGGUCAGACUUCUGGUUCAACAGCUGCUUUCGGGGAUCGUUUGGGAAAUCCCUUUGCUUGACCCGAGCUUUGUACAAAAGUAAGUAUGUUUUUGUU
Plectropomus leopardus (leopard coralgrouper) is the source of this 936-nucleotide messenger RNA. The record is from RefSeq and is a predicted model, not a curated record. NCBI's taxonomy places the organism in Eukaryota, Metazoa, Chordata, Actinopteri, Perciformes, Serranidae.